Messenger RNA from Pipistrellus nathusii (Nathusius's pipistrelle), 1779 nucleotides. NCBI's taxonomy places the organism in Eukaryota, Metazoa, Chordata, Mammalia, Chiroptera, Vespertilionidae. The record is from the annotation of a GenBank genome assembly.
AUGGCGCUGCCCUGGGGUGCCCUGCUGCUGGUGGGCGCCUGCAUGUCGACGGUGUGGACCUGGCCGGAGGAGGACGGUGAGGACGUGGACGAGGACGCCAUGCCGCAGCCCCUGCACAUCCCGCAGGAGGGUCACCUGAUGGUGCUGACAGCUGCAGGCCUGGCCCAGGUGCUCAACCAGACCCGCUUCCUCCUGGUGCUUUUCUAUGACCCGUCCUCCAAGCGGUCCAGGAACCUUGCCACAGAGCUGGGCAGAGCCGUGGAGAUUAUGGGCAAGGGCAAGAACGGGCUCGGCUUUGGCAAAGUGGACGUCACGGUGGAGAAGGAGCUGCGCCAGGAGUUCGGUGUUCAGAAGCCCCCGGAGUUGAAGCUGUUUUUUGAAGGCAACAGGCUGGCACCCAUCAGCUGCAAAGGAGUGGUUGAGUCUGCUGCCUUGGUCGUUUGGUUGAGAAGACAAAUUAGCGAGAAAGUGUUUCUGUUCACUGACAUCCACCAGGUGGCAGAGUUUGUGAAAGCCAGGCCCUUGGUGAUCAUUGGCUUCUUCCAGGAUUUAGAAGAAGAAGUAGCAGAGUUGUUCUAUGAUGUGAUCAAAGAUUUCCCAGAGCUGACGUUUGGAGUGAUGUCGAUUAGCAAUGCCAUUGGGCGUUUUCACGUCACCCUUGACAGUGUCCUGGUGUUCAGAAAGGGGAGAAUUGAGAGCCGCCAGGAGCUCAUCAACGACAGCACCAACAAGCUUGUCCUCAACCAGCUCAUCCGACAGCACCUCUCCGGCUUCGUCAUUGAGUACAGCACCGAGAGUAAGGACCUGAUUUAUCAACUGCACAUCCAGAACCACAUGCUGCUUUUUGCCUCCAAAAGCUGCAAGUCCUUUGGUGCGAUAAUGCAGCAUUACCAGCUGGCCUUGGAGGAGUUCCACUACAAGAUCCUCUUCAUCCUGGUGGAUGCAGACGAACCCAGAAAUGGACGUAUCUUCGAAUACUUCCGGGUCACAGCGGUCAAUAUCCCAUCCGUCCAAAUCCUGAACCUAAGCUCUGACGCGAGGUACAAAAUGCCUUUUGAGAGCAUCACCUCCCAAAACCUCAAGACAUUCGGGCGCAGCUACCUGGCCAGAAACGCCAAGAAACAUGAGCCCAGCGAAGAGGUCCCGCCACACUGGGACCAGGGGCCAGUGCAGCGGCUGGUCGGGAAGACCUUCGACGCCGUGGUCUUGGACUGGGAGCGGGACGUGUUCGUGCUGUUCUACGCGCCGUGGUGCCGCCAGAGCAGAGGGCUGCUCCCGGCGUGGGAGGAGCUGGGCGUGAGGUACCGCAACCACUCCACCGUCACCAUCGCCAUGAUCGACGUCACGGCCAACGACAUCCCGCUGGCACCCCUGGACCGGCACCCCUUCCUCCGGCUCUUCCCCGCCCACUCGCAGCAGGCGGUGCUGUACACAGGGGAACACACCCUGCAGGGCUUCUCUGACUUCCUGGACAGCCAGAUCCAGACCAGAACUGAGGAGGGAGACGAGCUAAUGUCUGCUGAGCAAAAUGAGGCCACAGAAGAGGAGGCAUUCACCGAGGAAGAGUUUCCUGAGCUGGAGAGUGGGACCAAGCUGGAAGAGCCCACAGGGCAGAAGGAAACUGCAGAGAUCGAGGGGGAGGACGAGGAGCAGGAGGAGGAGGAGGAGGAGGAUGACGAUGAUGACGAGAAGGAGGUGGAAGAGGAGGAGGAGCUGGAAGAAAAGCCAGAGGAACCACCCAGACUGGAGAAGAAGCCCGGAGUGAAGGAGGAACUGUAG